This is a messenger RNA of Pistacia vera, 1793 nucleotides long. Its product is annotated as berberine bridge enzyme-like 8. Gene Ontology annotation, molecular function: oxidoreductase activity; FAD binding. The transcript has a single exon. The record is from RefSeq and is a predicted model, not a curated record. NCBI's taxonomy places the organism in Eukaryota, Viridiplantae, Streptophyta, Magnoliopsida, Sapindales, Anacardiaceae. Bases 37 to 1632 code for a protein of 531 amino acids.
ACAACGACCCAUGAACACAAAACACAAUACCUAGAAAUGGAAAAUUUCACAAAUACUUCAAAACUUUCAUUACUUUCAAUAAUUCUCGUUCUCUUUUCAUUAUUUUCAUGGCGAGCAACUUCAGAUUCCGUCCAUGAAAACUUCCUCCAUUGUCUUCUCAACCAUUCUCAGCCUUCUCAUCCAAUCUCCCCCGCCAUUUUCACUCCACAAAACGCCUCGUUUUCGUCUGUAUUGCAGUCCUAUAUCCGGAAUCUCCGCUUCAACUCAACUUCAACUCCCAAACCUUUCCUCAUUCUCACUGCAUUGCAUGAAUCUCACGUCCAGGUUGCCGUCAAUUGUGCCCGUGAACACGGCCUGCAGAUGAAAAUCAGAAGCGGCGGCCAUGACUACGAGGGCUUAUCUUAUGUCUCCGAAGUCCCGUUCUUCGUCCUCGACAUGUUUAAUCUUCGCGCCGUUGAUGUUGACAUCGAAAGCAACAGUGCCUGGGUUCAGACGGGGGCUAUUCUUGGAGAAGUUUAUUAUAAAAUUGCAGAGAAAAGUAAAACUCACGGCUUCCCAGCCGGGGUUUGUCCCACAGUUGGUGUUGGCGGGCACAUUAGCGGUGGCGGAUAUGGGAACAUGAUGAGAAAAUACGGGGUCACUGUCGAUAAUAUCAUCGAUGCAAGGCUUGUUGAUGCUAAUGGGAGGCUUCUGGAUAGAAAAUCCAUGGGGGAAGAUUUGUUUUGGGCUAUCAGAGGAGGCGGAGGAGCCAGUUUCGGAGUCAUUAUUGCUUAUAAAAUCAACCUUGUUCAAGUUCCGGAAAAAGUUAACUCUUUUCUGGUGAGAAGAACUCUCGAACAAAAUCUAACCGAGAUUGUGGAUCGUUGGCAACAUGUUGCGUAUAUACUUCCUGAAGAGCUCUUCGUCCGACUCACAUUAGACGUGGUUAAUAAGACUGUCAGGGGAAACUUCUGGGGAUUUUAUCUCGGUGGCUCUGAAAAACUUCUCUCGAUUAUGAACAAGAGCUUUCCUCAACUGGGUUUAACUCAAUCCGACUGUGUUGAAUCGAGCUGGAUUGAAUCCGUAGUUUUCUGGGGAGGUUUUGAUUCAGGAACUUCAACAAAUAUUUUACUAAACCGCACGCCGGCGCUGAGUUUCCUGAAGAGAAAGUCGGACUAUGUGAAAAAGCCGAUUCCUAGAGAUGGCCUGGAAGGAAUCUGGAAGAAAAUGAUUGAACUAGAGACAACAAUGCUGACAUUCAAUCCUUACGGAGGUCGAAUGGCGGAGAUUGCGGCAUCGGCGACGGCAUUUCCGCACAGAGCUGGAAACUUAUGGAUGAUGCAGUACUUAGUGAACUGGAAUCAAUCAGGGAGUGAGGCAGCAAAUUUUUAUUUGGGUUUGAUUCGGGAGCUUUAUAAUCACAUGACUCCAUUUGUGUCCAAGAAUCCGAGGCAGGCGUUUCUGAAUUACAGAGACAUUGAUUUGGGGGUCAAUCACAAUGGAAAUAGGAGCUACUUGGAAGGAAGGGUUUAUGGGAUCAAGUAUUUUAAGGGAAAUUUCGAGCGGUUGGUGAAGAUCAAGACUAAGGUUGAUCCUGAUAAUUUCUUCAGGAAUGAACAAAGCAUUCCAGUUCUUCCUCACCAGCUAGGUUAAUAUUUAAUUAAUCUAAGUAAAAUAAGAAUUUAUAGAAAGCUGAUUUGUUAAUUGUGGUGAUGUUUUAUAGAUGUUUGGUUAAUGCUUGUAAAAUUAAAUAUUUGUUGGUUCUUAUCCUUGUUGAAUAUUACUUUAAUAAAUAAAAGAAUUGUUUAUUUAAA